AUGGCGACCAAGAAGCCCAACAUCCUCUACAUCAUGGCGGACCAGAUGGCCGCGCCAUUGUUGUCUCUGCAUGACAAAAACUCACCCAUUAAGACUCCCAAUUUGGACCGUUUAGCCAGCGAGGGUGUCGUCUUUGACUCGGCCUAUUGCAAUUCCCCUCUGUGUGCGCCCUCGCGCUUCGUCAUGGUGAGCGGUCAACUGCCCUCGAAGAUCGGCGCCUACGAUAACGCGGCGGAUCUGCCCGCCGACACUCCGACUUACGCCCAUUAUCUGCGUCGCGAGGGGUACCACACGGCGUUGGCGGGUAAGAUGCACUUUUGCGGUCCAGAUCAGUUGCAUGGUUAUGAACAGCGCUUGACGAGCGAUAUCUAUCCUGGUGACUAUGGCUGGUCGGUCAAUUGGGAUGAGCCGGAAAUCCGCCUGGACUACUAUCACAACAUGUCGUCCGUUCUGGAAGCCGGGCCCGUGGUACGCACGAACCAGCUCGAUUUUGACGAGGAGGUCAUCUACAAAUCUAAGCAGUAUUUGUACGACCACGUGCGCCACCGCACCGACCAGCCGUUCUGCUUGACCGUCUCCAUGACGCACCCCCACGACCCCUACGCAAUGACCAAGGAGUUCUGGGAUCUGUACGAGGAUGUCGAAAUUCCCCUGCCCAAGAACGGAGCCAUCCCACACGAUCAGCAAGACGCCCAUUCCCAGCGCGUGCUCAAGUGCAUCGAUCUGUUCGGCAAGGAGAUGCCCGAUGAGCGCAUUCGUGCCGCCCGUCGCGCUUAUUAUGCCGCCUGCACUUAUGUCGAUACCAACAUUGGCAAGCUGCUCAAGGUGCUGAAGGAUACCGGGUUGGACGAGGAUACCAUUAUUGUUUUCACGGGUGAUCACGGCGACAUGCUUGGUGAGCGUGGCCUCUGGUACAAGAUGACCUGGUUCGAGAACUCGGCUCGUGUGCCGAUGCUCUUCCAUGCUCCGAAGAAAUUCGCUCCCAAGCGUGUGUCCGAGAAUGUUUCCACUAUGGAUCUACUGCCCACAUUCGCCGGUCUGGUCGGUGCGCCUCUCGUGCCGGGACUCCCGCUCGACGGUGUCUCUCUGGUGCCGUACUUGACUGGCGAAGAUGGUCCUCGCACUGAUACCGUGUACGGCGAGUACAUGGGCGAAGGCACCCAGGCUCCCUUGGUUAUGAUCCGCCGUGGUCGCUGGAAGUUCAUUUACUCGACUAUUGACCCGCCCAUGCUGUACGACCUGGUCAGUGACCCAGAGGAGAAGGUCAACCUGGUCGCAGGUUUGCCCAUUCCUUCGACUACCAGAGCUACUGCCACCGGCAAGCCUGCCAACCCUCUAUCCGUGCCAGCCAAUCUGCCCACCCCCGACGAUACUCCUCGCGUCUCGCCCAUCCCACAACGCGCCACCAACAACUCGACUCAAUACCCCUUCCCCUCAUCUACGCCCACACCUCCUCGCACCCCCAGUCCGGCAAAGUUCACCGCAUUGCCCGAUACCACAGAACCAGCUAAGCUGUUGGCCUUCUUCCUCGAGGAGACCAACAACCGCUGGGAUAUGGAAGCUAUCCGACAGGAUGUGAUCCGGUCGCAGCGUCGCCGGCGCCUGGUGUACUCUGCGUUGAUCCAGGGUACGCCUUCAUUCUGGGACUAUGAGCCACGCGUGGAUCCGAGCAAGCAGUACGUGCGUAACCAAGGCAAGGGAGUGCUUGAUGAUGUCGAGUUAAUCUCCCGCUGGCCGCGCGUAUUGCAGCAGGCCGCUACUGCUCAGGGCAUUUCUGCUUGA
Penicillium subrubescens is the source of this 1782-nucleotide messenger RNA. Its product is annotated as putative choline sulfatase. The record is from RefSeq and is a predicted model, not a curated record. Lineage: Eukaryota; Fungi; Ascomycota; Eurotiomycetes; Eurotiales; Aspergillaceae. The coding region runs from base 1 to 1782 and encodes 593 amino acids. The transcript has 2 exons. Gene Ontology annotation, molecular function: sulfuric ester hydrolase activity.